GACGCGUCGUGUAAGCGCGUAAACAUAGCCAUCAUAACUCGCCCUAGCCCACCUCCAUAUUUAGAUUUUAAUGAUUCUGACACAUUGAAGGGAGCCGGUGUCGAUUUCCAUGGCCGAAGAACCUUCCCUCCCCGCCCUCCCCGCAGUUUCAUGGGACGCGCAAUCCCAGAGUUUUUCAAAAGGCUCGCGGAAGCGUCUCCGGCCAGACGUUGGAGGGCAAUUGUUCUGCAGCUCUAGUGAUCCCGCCGUCUUUUCGAGUGAUGACGAUCCUGGCUUAGACAACUACGUCGCCGGCCGCCGAAAGAGAAAAUAUUUGGGCUCCUGGUACAACCAAUUCCCGACAUCGUCGGAUUCGGCUUACAGCGAUGGCCAACAACCACUUCCGAAGCAAAAACGAACGCUGAGGCGACAGCUCGACAGUGGUGUUUACUUGGGAAGCGAUGGAACCGAUACCGAUGAUAUGCUGGAGCUGCCUGUGGUGCCCACAACUCCCACAAGACCAAUUGUCGUUCGGCCAAAUCUGUCUCGCCUCUCAGAGGCCGAAAAGGCAGCCCGAGAGAAGAUCCGCGUUUGUCUAGAGAAGGGUGAGGAAUCUAUUGAUUUCUGGUCCAUGGGUCUGCGGGAGCUGUCCAAUGAAACAAUCAGCCCUCUGACCCAGUUAUCGCAUAUACCACAAGUCACUAAAGAUGUGGCUUUUGAAACCAAGGAGCCUGAGCUCAAAAUAUACCUGGCUAGAAAUAGUCUUGGCCGGCUCCCUGGCGCAUUGUUCGACUUGACACAUCUUACAGUUCUCAGUAUUCGGGAGAACAAUAUCUCGGAGCUACCUCCUUCCAUAUGCCGUCUUACCAACCUGACGGAGCUCAAUGUGUCGCAGAACCGCUUACAGUAUCUUCCGGCAGAGUUUACCGAUCUAUUCCAGCCAGAGUCGAAACUGAAGAAGCUUGUUCUGUUCCCAAAUCCGUUCUUUAAGCCCCAAGAAACGUUAGAGCACAGUGCCCCUAUGGCGGCCACCGCUGUCGAGAAGCUCUCGGAUUGGCAACCACGCUUCUUAUCCCGCCACUUGGGAAAUAGUCAGAUCCAGACAACCACUUCUCAAGGUCGAGUGCUGUCAAAGUUCAAGUUUCCUGCAUGUGACAGCUCCGUGACUCUACCGGUAUUCAAUGCCGACAGUGUAUGCGACGAGCCUCGCCCAAGCAGAGUCCCUAGUCUUAUGGAGGCGGCGGCCAGAAGCUGUGCAGAUCUAGCAAAGCCUGCUGAGCUAGCACAUUUUGUCCCAGAGGGAUUGGAAAACCUCCGCCAUCUCAUUCUUCAGACAGCUGCUCAAAAGCAAGAUGGCGGACUUGUUUGCAGCCACUGCCGCCGUUCACUUGUUCGGCCAACCCUGGAAUGGGUUGAGUGGAAACAGCUGUACGUCACGGUCAAAAAUACCGCAGAGGCCGCUUCUCCCGCCAAAAAGCUGUCAGUUAAGCCUUUGAGCAUGGCCAAGGACGAAAUGGCUAUUCCUUUCAAGCAUCUGGCGUGCUCUUGGCUCUGUGGCCCGGUGUCGCAAAAGAGCGAUAAAGGUUGGGGCCAGCACGUCAAAGACUGGGUGGAAGAUGAACAUGAAAAUUAGUCCAUACUGUAUUAUAUGUCCAUAUUUGCAUUAGAUAGUGUUAUUGCAUGAUUGCAUGGGUAGCGGGUUUGAAGCUUAAUAAAGCUCUGUUUUAUAUAUUGACUACCCUGUAUGAAAAUUUGAAGGCGCUGCCAUGGUUGUAGAUCUGGCCAAAGCGCUUUUGUGAGUGAUUUUUGGUACAAUUUUAAUUUUUCGGGUACGUCGUCGUACAGAACUUCGUUUCAUCUGUUGGAUUUGUUAUGUGCUGGACCGUACGGCGGGUUAUUCAAGUCAGAGACUAACUUAGUUGUC
This is a messenger RNA of [Torrubiella] hemipterigena, 1903 nucleotides long. The record is from the annotation of a GenBank genome assembly. NCBI's taxonomy places the organism in Eukaryota, Fungi, Ascomycota, Sordariomycetes, Hypocreales, Clavicipitaceae.